This is a messenger RNA of Pangasianodon hypophthalmus (striped catfish), 5492 nucleotides long. It is a transcript of the gene map4k6, whose product is annotated as mitogen-activated protein kinase kinase kinase kinase 6. Gene Ontology annotation, molecular function: MAP kinase kinase kinase kinase activity; ATP binding. The record is from RefSeq and is a predicted model, not a curated record. Bases 596 to 3298 code for a protein of 900 amino acids. Gene Ontology annotation, biological process: protein phosphorylation. The transcript is spliced from 32 exons. NCBI's taxonomy places the organism in Eukaryota, Metazoa, Chordata, Actinopteri, Siluriformes, Pangasiidae.
AAUCACACGCUGCCAAGUCUGAACAGAUGUUUUCCAAGAACCUUAAAUAUCGUUACAGAAGUCGUUUAUAGUGUUAAACACUGCCCUCUACGCGCUGAAACACAUUAUAUAUGCAGUGUGGAACCUUAUUUACAUGGGUGAAAGUACACUUCAGACCACAUCAGUCCGACUUGAAAAUGAAGACAGUUAAGAAGCUGGUUGUUUUCUUUUCAGCUCUAGUGCAUGACGCUGUUGCCAUGUAGCUUCACCAGCACACUGCUAUGGAGGCUGCAGGGAGAGAAGUGCAGGCUGUGUCAUAGCUCUCAGUCUGCUUAUUUUCUCAACAACCAGGACGUUUUCUUUAAGGUUUCGGGUUAUAAUGUAAUUCAUGGACACCACGCUAAAAUAGCGGAAUAGAGCUAGCGGAGCCAUUUUGAGUACAGCUGCAGCAGAGUUGAUGCUAACGAGGAAGUGGCGACACACUGAGUGACACACUGGUACAGACGAGAGCUCGACAACAGAAACGCUGUGUGUAUGUGUAUGUGUGUAUGUGUGUCUGUGUGUAUAUGUGUAUGUGUAUGUAUGGCAGACUAGCAGUGCACACACACUGCACACCAUGGAUGCUAUCGGCGUCUUGAACAGCAACCCGCUGGACGACUACGAGCUGCUGCACCGCAUCGGGAGCGGCACCUACGGAGAUGUUUUCAAGGCACGUAACAUUAAGACAUCGAUCAUCUCAGCCAUCAAAGUAGUCAAACUGGAUGCUGGAGAUGACAUUUCAAGCAUUCAGCAGGAGAUCACCAUGAUGAAGGACUGCAUGCACAAAAACAUUGUGGCCUAUUUUGGCAGCUACCUCAGAAACAACAAAUUGUGGAUCUGCAUGGAGUUCUGUGGAGGAGGGUCACUGCAAGACAUCUACCAUGUGACUGGACCCCUGAAAGAGAGACAGAUAGCAUAUGUAUGCAGAGAAACACUACAGGGACUACAUUAUUUACAUAUGAUGGGAAAAAUGCACAGAGAUAUAAAAGGAGCCAACAUUCUUCUGACCGAGAGAGGAGAUGUCAAACUAGCGGAUUUUGGAGUAGCAGCAGAGAUAAAUGCAUCGGUUGUGAAGAGAAAGUCUUUUAUUGGGACCCCAUACUGGAUGGCUCCUGAGGUGGCCGCUGUAGAGAGGAAAGGUGGCUAUAACCAGCUGUGUGACAUCUGGGCAGUGGGUGUAACAGCCAUAGAACUAGCAGAACUGCAGCCACCAAUGUUUGAUCUACACCCAAUGAGAGCUUUAAUGCUGAUGUCCAAAAGCAGCUUCCAGCCACCCAAACUGAAGGACAAGACCAAAUGGUCCCGAGAAUUCCACUAUUUUGUCAAGAUGGCACUUACCAAAAGUCCUCGGAAGAGGCCAACAGCUGAGAAACUGCUGCAGCAUGCUUUUAUUACCCAACUGUUGACACGUAAUUUGGUCAUAGAGUUACUGGACACUGCCAACAACCCUGAUCUUCAGCACUCUCAGUCUAUGGAUGACAGUGAUCUUGAGACAUGCAGUGUUUUUCCUGAUAAGAUUACAUCUUUAGGGAAACACCUGCCUGUCAGAAAAAGAGUUUCUGAAGAGCAGUUUGGCCCUGAAAAGUUUGGACCAUCCAUGCAGAAGGACACAGACUCUUGCCCUGAUUCACUGGGAUCCUGUGAUGAGUGGAGCUCUAUUGGAGAUGAGGAGGAAUCUCCAGGUUUACUGGAGUGUGUUGAGGAAGCUUUGCUUGAGAGGAGCUUAACUAUGAAGAGAGCGCCCUCGGCUGAGGACUCACCAACGGAAGACGACAAAUACGGCACAGUGAAGAGGGUGGUCCCACAACCACAGGCAGCUAAAAUUCAUUCCCCUGCAAAUCAGGAUAAAACCGCCUCCACCCCCUCUCCAAGUUCUUCCCCUCUCAUUGGAUCAACACCCCACACAGAUGCUAACCCCUCCCUUGUUAAUGAGUCAGCGUUGCUGGUUGGCUCAACCGCCUCUGACCUUUCCCUCCUCACAAACAUCUCCCUCAUCAGUGACUCCUCAUUGUUAAACGAUUCCACCAGUCUGGGUUCCCUCUGCAUGUCUCCAACCGAUGAUUUAAUAACUGGAAGCCCCAUUUCUAUUGAGCCAGGAGGGAACAGAGGUCACUCUCUUCCCCGGCAGCCACUCUCACCUGAAUGGAGCACGCUUAGAAGAAAAACAGAAGACUCUAAAGAUGAUAUUCAUGGACUGCCACCUACACCUCAAGUGCAUAUGGGGGCCUGUUUCUCCAAAGUAUUUAAUGGCUGUCCAUUGAAGAUUCACUGUGCUGGUACUUGGGUUUUACCAAAGACCAGAGAUCAACAUCUAAUCCUGGGUGCAGAGGAGGGCAUUUACACUCUCAACCUCAAUGAGCUCCAUGAGGACACUAUGGAGAAGUUGCUCCCACAGAGAUGUAGCUGGCUAUAUAUCAUGAACAAUGUGCUAAUGUCUGUCUCAGGAAAGUCCUCACAGCUGACCUCCCACAGUCUGUCUGCACUCUUUGAGCACCGUGAAAACAUGCAACGGCGCCAAGGUCACCUGUCAAUCAACGCCCACCGCCUGAGUACGAGAAUCAGCUCAAGGAAGUAUGCCAUGUCUGUGAAGAUCCCGGACACUAAGGGCUGUAGAAGGUGUAGUGUAGUACGGAACCCCUAUACGGACAGCGUAUUCUUGUGUGCCGCAGUGCCAAGCGGUCUGGUUCUUCUCCUGUGGUAUGAGCCAAUGCAGAAGUUCAUGCAACUCAAACACAUACCUCUGAAUCUGCCUGAGUCCUUGCCAAUCUUUGAGCUUCUGGUGCAGGAGAGUGAGGAACUUCCACAAGUGUGUGUGGGGGUGCACUACAGAAAUCACAACUCUGGAGAGGCCAUGGAUCAUCUACAAUUCAACAUCAUCCCUCUUGAUGAUUCACCUAGAGGACACCCAGAUGGUGAGAGUCUCAAACUGAAACAAGUAACUCAACUGGAUAGAGACACAGUCCUCAUAGCUCUGGAAGACACUGUGAAAGCUGUAAAUCUGCAGGGCUGCUCCAGCAAAGGCUUGAUUUCAGAACUCACCUUCGACUUCUCCAUUGAGACACUUGUGUGCUUGCAGGACAGUGUUCUUGCCUUUUGGAAACAUGGACUUAAGGGAAAGAGCUUACAAAGUGGCGAGGUAGUGCAGGAGAUCACAGAUGAGAGUCGUGUCUUCCAGGUGCUGGGGACAAAUAAGGAUAUCAUCUUACAAAGCACUCCCACGGAUGAUCCGUCUGCCAUGAGCAACCUUUAUAUCCUUACUGGCCACGAGAGCAGCUAUUAAUGCAACUCAGGAACCUUUAAAUUAAUCCACAGUCAAGAAGGCACUUCUGUCCUCUACAACAAAUAAAGGGGGAGCCCUCAGAUCCUGUAGGUGGGAGACAGAGAGCACCGGCAUCAUUUCUGCCAAUGAGAGAAGUCCUGCAGAUUCACACAGAAACAAGAAGAAGAGGAAAGAAAGGGAGGGUUGAGCUGCCAGAGGCUCUGACACAACAGCAAAUCAGCAGAGAGAUAAAAUGAUGAACUAUCGUUAGUACAGUCAAAGACAACGAAGGACAUUAAGCAAAACUGUGGGGUUUGUUUGGACUGUACUGUAGGAGCAUGGUUUGGUAAUGUAAUGUAGCAGAUAAGACUGUUAGCCACGACUCACCUGAAGGUUAAACAGUUAUGGUAGCAAACAGCAAUGCUUGUCCUGUUCUCUGUUUUACUGAUGGUUGUACUACAGCAAAUCUUGACUGUCUUUGGUGGUGUUGUACUUUUGUAGAAUGGUGUGUGUUUUGGUGUCUGUUUUGUAGGCAGCUGAGCGAGAGUUGACUCAUUUGAUCAUCAGAUCAGAGAAAUAUAGUAUUCUUACUAAUGAGAAUGUCCAUUGCACUGUGAAACUAAGGAUGUAGAAAUCAACAGAAAGUAUUAACACUGUUCUGAAUUAUAUUUGAAUUAUAUUAGUAUCUGUGUAUCUACCCAUCCAUGCAUCCAUUCUCUGUUAUGCUUAACCUACGCAGGGUCGUGGGGUAGGCUGGAGCGUAUCCCAGGGGACUCGGGGCACGAGGCAGGGGACACCCUGGACAGGAUGCCAGGGCACAAUCACACACCCACUUACAUACUACAGACAAUUUGGAAAUGCCAAUCAUCUGGUCUUUGGACUAGGAGAGGAAACCGGAGUAAACCACCUAAAGCAUGGGGAGAACAUGCAAACUCCGCGCACACACAGGGCGGAGGCGGGAUUCAAACCCCCCAACCCCAGAGGUGCGAGACAACAGUGCUAACCACUAAGCCACCAUGCCAGUAAUCACUAUAGGAAUUUUAUAAUUCUCUCCUAAGAACACCUGCCUAGAAAUACACAACAAUAAGAUCUAACAAGCAACAGAAAUUAUCAUAAGAUAAUGAACUGAGUCAUUUCUAAUGCUUCACAAUUGACUCCUAAAAUACUCAUCUACUUACACUAGAUGUACAUAAAAGAACAAAAACAAAAUUUCAUGUAAGUGGUGAUCAUCAUAACAACUGUUACAUCAUCAGGGCAGUAUUCUUACCAUAUUUCAUCAGUAUUCAUCAAAUCAUAGAAGUUAUCACAUGACCAAGACAUUAAUAUGAAUGGUACAUCCAAAAUCAAGUACAUUAUUUUGCAAUUCGAGGUCAUGAAAUCUUAGUGUGUGGGAUAUAAGCUAUUUUUACCAUGCUCUUGAGUUGUUGAAUUAAUAAAAUAAUGCCAUGUUUUUGUAAUUCGAUUUUCUCUCAUUUUCUGUAAGAUUGAGCACUCAUCUGCUACGCUUCAUACUGUGGUUUCAUCAAACUCUCAGACAGUGGCACUGUACUUAACAGAGCUUCUCUCUUGAGAUCAUAUUGAGCAAGAACAAGUAGAACUCGAUGCCAGUCAACAGGGAUGCCUCCACCACCACCAAGUCUACUCCUUGUUACUAAUUUAUAAGCAGGAAAUGCUUUCGUGAUGUUGCUGAUGUUCGUAUUGCUUUUCUCUUGACUUUAUUUACAUAUGUGAACUUGAAGUAAUCCAAAAGUAAUCAGAUGACAUUACUUUCAUAUUGUAAUACAUGGAUUACAUCACUAAUGACAUUUUUAUGAAGUAAUUUGUAACUGUAAUGCAAUACAUUUUUAAAGUAAACUCCCAGCCCUGCAUGCAGUAAGUAAAAAGUAAUAUCACAACUUGUGAUUGGUGGUUUCACACCUAUAGCCAGUUGACCUUUCUACAGCAGUGUUGCAGUGAAGCAUGUCCUGUGUUCUACACACAUCCUGAAUGAGAUGGGGUCCGAGUGUUGUGUCCUGUUUUCUCUGAACGAGAUGGGGUCCGAGUGUUGUGUCCUGUUUUCUCUGAACGAGAUGGGGUCUGCAUGUCUUGUCCUGUUCUCAUGUCCUGUUUUCUCUGAAUUAGAUGGGGUCUGAGUGUCCUGUCCUGUUCUCAUGUCUUGUUUUCUCUGAAUUAGAUGGGGUCUGCGUGUCCUGUUCUCAUGUCUUGUUUUCUCUGA